UCGUUCGCGACUAACUUCACAUCGAGCGGCAAGGAAUCGCGUCGCUAUUUUUGCUUUGUUUGGACGAGAAAAUUUCACGUGAAUUUUUAUUGAACAGCUCACAGAUGUUCUUCCAGAGAGCGGUCAGUGUAAUCAAUCCCCUCCGGGGAUUGCUCUGCACGAAAAGCUCGAUACCUCUUGCUCAAUCUGCUUCCACGAAGACAGUGGAAGAGAGAGUUGGCCUGCCACCGAAGCCCAAGAAGCCCCUUACUCCUUAUUUUAGGUAUAUGCAGGAGGUGAGGCCGAAGAUGGCAGCAGAGAACAGUCAGCUGACAAUGGGAGAGUUGAUCAGGAACAUCGCCAAACAGUGGAAGACUGUGGAUGACAGCAAGAAGAGGAAGUAUGAGGAGGAAUUCAGGAAGGAUCAGGCUGUGUAUCUGCAGAAGAGAGCUCAAUAUGAGAGUAAGUUGACGGAUGAGCAGAAGGAAAAUAUUCAGCUGAUGAAGGAGACAAUUGCUGAGGCCAAAGAGAAGAAGGCCUUCAGAAAGAAAUUGAGGGAAUUGGGAAAGCCCAAGAAGCCGCAGUCACCGUUUCUCAGGUUUCUCAAUGAGGAGCGCCUGAAGAAACCCCAGGGAAAUGAGCCAUAUCGUGAGUGGCUGAAUACGGUGUCUGCCAAAUGGAUGGGUCUUCCGGAGAAGGCUAAAGAUGUUUUUGUCCAGGCCAGUCAUGUGGAGAUGCAGAAGUACCAAGAAGAGCUGGCUAAAUGGGAGAAGAGCAUGGUGAAGUUGGGCCAUUUGGAUGUGGUUCGUCAUGAAGCACUGCUGGAAGUUCCACCGCCCAAAUCAAGGAAACGCUCAACAAAAGCAUAGGAAUUUUGGUGUCCUCAAUCAAAUCAAUCGCCGCAAGUCACUGACCACGGCGAAGUAUCCAGGUUGAGCGCCAUGGCAGAGGACAGGAGAGAUUUGUUUGGGGGCACGAGUGACCAGGAAAUCAAGGACAAUAGUCAAGAUAGAUCAGAUACCAUUGGGAAGGAAGCUACAAUACCUGCAGAGAAGGGAAAGUUUAUCAAUUCCCUCAAGUCAAUCUUCAAAUUGGGAAAGAAAAAGUGAAAUCAUAGUGUGCCUCUUAUUUUAUUUUUUCCGGAAGUUUCCCGGAUAAAUUCCUUCUCAAAAACCAUUUAUUUUUUUUGUGUAAGUUAGACAGUUGCAUUAAAAACCUCCAUAUUCAUAUUCGA
Molecule: messenger RNA, 1213 nt
Organism: Phlebotomus papatasi
Lineage: Eukaryota; Metazoa; Arthropoda; Insecta; Diptera; Psychodidae
Gene: TFAM
Product: transcription factor A, mitochondrial
Exons: 2
Coding region: 105-848 (247 amino acids)
Molecular function (GO): transcription cis-regulatory region binding
Source: RefSeq, a predicted model, not a curated record